This is a messenger RNA of Adineta ricciae, 1935 nucleotides long. NCBI's taxonomy places the organism in Eukaryota, Metazoa, Rotifera, Eurotatoria, Adinetida, Adinetidae. The record is from the annotation of a GenBank genome assembly.
AUGACUAAUCAGACGUACUCGAUCUGCGCAAAGUUAAUCGCUCGAAAUCAACUAGUCAGCGUCAAUGCGACUGGAGCAUUGCUGCUUUCACUUACCUUUGGAAAGAGAACAACUAUGACAGAUAGUCAACAAUCAUAUUUUAUGCAUCGGGAAAAGCGACAUCUUGAUACGGAGAAGAUUUUCACCGACGGGAAAAUCCUAGUCAUAGUGAACAAAACCUUGUGGUUUUCAUUCGGAAAAAGUUGUGGAUUGUGGUAUAUGGUUGGGAAUAGUAAUUACGUGGUUAAUAAUUUAUCGCAAGCGACCAUUGUGAAAAUAGUGCUUCUCUGUAUGACAGUUUUCAUUUUGAGAGUUGCGACAGCUCAUUACAAAACACGAGAUACAUUCAAACCAUCAUCUUCGAACGAUCUUAAAACUUUAGCUAAUCGAGUACCUUCACAUCAACAUCGUCCAUUAGUUCAUUUUUCUCCGAGUAAAAACUGGAUUAAUGAUCCAAACGGACUUGUUUUCUACGACGGCGAAUGGCAUUUGUUCUACCAACAUAAUCCGCAUACACCUAUGUCGGUGAAUAUGCACUGGGGUCAUUCGGUUAGUGAAGAUUUAAUUGCAUGGACAGAAUUGCCGAUCGCUAUCGAACCGGAGGAUGAUGUCGUUGGUAUUUGGUCUGGUUCGGUUGUAAUUGAUUGGAAAAAUACUACAGGCUUUCAAAAGAAUAUGAGCACACAUCCAAUGAUUGCGAUAUAUACAUGGCAAAAGCAACGAUGGCAAGAACAACAUAUGGCAUAUAGUCUCGAUCGAGGACGUACGUGGACAAAAUAUUCAUCGAAUCCAAUCAUUCCCAUGUAUAAUAAUGUUUCCGCUGCUGACAGACUCAGUGAUCAAGUAGUUCGCCGGCCAUUUCGUGAUCCUAAAGUUUUCUAUCACAUUCUAACUUCCUCUUGGAUUCUUGUUCUGACAGGUGGUGAUCAUGUUCAGUUCUACAGAUCGUCAGAUCUUAUUCAUUGGUCACUUAUGUCUCGGUUUGGGCUUACUGAUGGCUCACAUGGUGGUACAUGGGAAUGUCCUGAUUUGAUCGAAUUUCCUCAAAGAACUCUGAAGAAUCGCACUAGUCUAUGGGUUUUGCUAGUAUCAGUACAACGUAAUGCGCCAGCUGGUGGUUCAGGUAUGCAAUAUUUCAUUGGCACAUUUGAUGGAAAUGAAUUUCACAACAUCCAGCCACCUGAAACUAUUAACUGGCUCGAUUACGGGCCUGAUUUCUACGCGGGAAUUACCUUUCACAAUAUUCCAGGAUACGAUAGACGACAAAUACUGAUCUCUUGGAUGAGUAAUUGGCAAUAUGCGAACAGUUUACCAACAGCGCCGUUAUGGCGAGGACAAAUGACGAUCCCACGUCAGUUACAACUUGAUCUCAAUUCAUACACCAACAGAUAUCAUCUGCGACAGACACCCGUUCAAGAACUCAUUCGUUAUUCGAAACGAUUAAUUACGUAUUAUCAUGAGAAACUCUCGAAUAUGGUUCUCAAUAUGUCUCGCGACGUUUACAUGUUCAACAUUGAAUUGCAUAAAAUCACAAAAGCAACAACUAUUCAUUUGAAAUUUCGCGAGAACUCCGAUAAAAGCGAAUAUACACAAGUCAGUUAUAUUGGUGAAAAAAAUCAAAUUGAACUCGAUCGAUCACGUUCUGGACUUACUGAUUUCUAUUCAUCUUAUCCUGUUCAGUUCAACAUGAAUCUAGACAGAGAAACAUUAAUCACCGGAAGACUUCAGUUACAACUGAUCAUCGAUCGCUGUUCGAUAGAACUAUUUGUAAAUGAAGGAAAAUAUACCAUGACAUCGUUAAUCUUCCCGAAAGAUUCUGGUUAUCAAAUUGACAUAUCUGUUGAUGGUCAUGAAAUAUUCAUUAACUAUCUUGAACUUAUGCUUUUUUCUCUUUGA